AUGCCGGAGCUGACUGCAAAGGGCACUACCAUCUCCAAGAAAGGCUUUAAGAAAGCUGUAACGAAAACCCAGAAGAAGGAGGGGAAGAAACGCAAGAGAUGCCGCAAAGAAAGUUACUCCAUCUACAUCUACAAGGUGCUGAAGCAGGUCCAUCCAGACACCGGUAUUUCCUCAAAGGCCAUGAGCAUUAUGAAUUCUUUCGUUAGUGAUAUAUUUGAGCGCAUCGCCGGCGAGGCAUCCCGCCUGGCACACUACAACAAGCACUCAACGAUCACAUCUAGAGAGAUCCAGACGGCCGUUCGCCUGCUGCUGCCGGGGGAACUGGCCAAACACGCAGUAUCAGAAGGAACUAAGGCUGUUACCAAGUACACCAGCUCCAAAUAA
Molecule: messenger RNA, 384 nt
Organism: Sorex araneus (European shrew)
Lineage: Eukaryota; Metazoa; Chordata; Mammalia; Eulipotyphla; Soricidae
Product: histone H2B type 1-A
Exons: 1
Coding region: 1-384 (127 amino acids)
Cellular component (GO): nucleosome
Molecular function (GO): protein heterodimerization activity; DNA binding; structural constituent of chromatin
Source: RefSeq, a predicted model, not a curated record